This is a messenger RNA of Teleopsis dalmanni, 4785 nucleotides long. Its product is annotated as cadherin-99C-like. Gene Ontology annotation, cellular component: catenin complex; plasma membrane. Lineage: Eukaryota; Metazoa; Arthropoda; Insecta; Diptera; Diopsidae. The record is from RefSeq and is a predicted model, not a curated record. The transcript has 7 exons. Gene Ontology annotation, molecular function: cadherin binding; calcium ion binding. Gene Ontology annotation, biological process: homophilic cell-cell adhesion. Bases 1 to 4506 code for a protein of 1501 amino acids.
AUGACACUUACAAAUUGCAUUUCAGUUGCAACUGCAAUUGCAAAUCCAAUUGCACUUACGUGUCGUUGCAAUACAAAUGAUGCGCUCACAGAUGUGAAGGAUCGUGCACGUAACGUUAGUGAGCGUCUAAGUUCUACCACUACACUUACUGUUAACAUCGCUGAUUCGGAUGAUCUAGACCCUUCAUUUAUAUAUCGUGGUUGCGUACUACUAGAUGGCGCUUGCAUAAAUCCUGAGUACAGUGCUUCAGUACCGGCAGGAUCAUUGCAAGGUGUGCUGACUGUCACACCAGAGCGCAUACAGGCUGUUGAUCUUGAUACUAUAAGCUCACCGAUACAUUACUCAUUUGCUAAUGGCAUGCCUGGCAAUUAUGCGGAUUAUUUCGAAAUUGACGAGCAAACAGGUGUACUAAAGCAAAUCAAAGCAGUGGACACUUCCACAGCUAAGAAAUACGAUAUUGUUGUUAAAGCUGAAGAAGUGUCACCCGCUAAACGUUUUACUACAGCGAAAUUAACUAUCACUGUCAAACCAGUUGAUGCUAAUCCACCCGUAAUAUCAGCUAGUGAUAUUGAAGGCUACGUUGAUGAGAACUCACCCAUAGGUACAAAAGUUUUGGAUAUCAAUAAUAAACCAAUUUCAUUUAAAACCACCGAUGCCGAUUUGGCUGAAGAUGACCCCAAGCCUGAUUAUAUAUAUGAGUUAACAACUCCAUCUUUUGAUGUUACAGCUGAUGGUAUACUUAUUGUAAAUGAAGAUGGGUUAGAUCGUGAUCCACCAGCGCCAGGUCGUUUUAAAUUCCAAGUAGUGGCUCGUGAACCACGCACCAAUGCAGCUAGCGCACCACUUAGCGUUACAGUUAUACUGCGUGAUGUCAACGACAAUCCACCGAAACUGGCCAUGGUGCCACCGGUUUCAAUAACAGCUGGUGAUGGCAAGCGUGCUGUCACACAAGUUACAGCUACCGAUAAUGAUGAAGGCGAAAAUGCCGUAAUAACAUACUCUAUAUAUCACGUUUCCAAUAACGGCAUCCAGAAAUUCACCAUUGAUGAGCACACCGGCCAGAUAGAGACAGUUGGUAAACUCAUGGCCGGAGAACAGUACAGUAUUACUGUACAAGCUACUGAUAUCGGUGGUCUGUUUUCACAAGCCAUUGUAGAGGUGUCAGUUACUCCAGGACCCAAUACAAAACCACCGAAAUUCUUAAAAUCGAUUUAUGAAGUACAAGUGAGUGAGGGCGCUGAAAUAAACUCAACUGUUACAGUGGUACGCGCAGAAGAUCCUGAAAACGAUCCUGUGGUCUAUUCCAUUGUAUCAGGCAAUGAUUUACGUCAAUUUGCUGUAGGUCAGGAAAAUGGAGUUAUAGUGGUGAUACGUAAAUUAGAUCGUGAAAGUCUAACACGUUAUCAGUUAAUAGUUAAAGCAGAAGAUAAUGGUGGUUUGUCCAGCAGUGCGACCGUCAAUAUAAAAGUUACCGAUAUUAAUGACAAAAAUCCCGAAUUUGAUGAAUCAACACUGCCGUAUGUAUUUCAGGUGGAUGAAGGCAAAAUGGAUGCAUUCGUUGGAAUUGUACACGCAACAGAUGCAGAUGAAGGUAUAAAUGCGGAAAUCACCUAUUCGAUACCAACCGAUAUUCCGUUUGCCAUAAACGGGAAAUCCGGAGAAAUCCGCACAGCUGCACCAUUGGACUAUGAACGCCAGAAUGAAUAUCGUUUUGUAGUGACUGCUAAGGAUGGUGCACCUGAUGCUCGUUUGGGUACUGCCAGCGUUACUGUGAUGGUACAUGAUUUGCCUGAUGAGGUACCCAAAUUCGUUGAAUCACGCAUUGAUGUACGCAUACCAGAAAAUGAACCCAAUUAUCUUGUAGCAACAGUGCAAGCCAUUGAUCCUGAUACCAUGCCGGAGAUAACUUAUGUGCUGCGAAAGGGUGAAUCUGAACUAUUCAAAAUUUCGCCACAAACUGGAGAAAUCCGUACAACUACUGGCUUAGAUUAUGAAAAACAGAAACAACAUGAGCUCGUAGUGGGUACCAUAGAAAAUGAUGGAGACAGCGCCGGUGACACAAUUCGCGUAAUAGUCGAUGUUGACGAUCGCAAUGAUAUGCGUCCACUCUUUGUGUCUGUACCCGAACCUGUUACUGUCAGCGAUGACCAACCCAUAGGUACAAUUAUAGCUACAAUGGCUGCUAUAGAUAACGACGGCACUUCUCCAGGCAAUGUGGUACGAUAUGAAAUGGUGGGACGUGGUAAAGCCUUAAAAUAUUUCCAAGUCGACGCCGAUACGGGUGCAGUGCGCAUACGUGACGAAUUACGCAAAGAAGAAGACACCGAGUACCAAGUCGAUAUACGUGCCUAUGACAUGGGUGAACCUCAACUUAGUUCUGUAGCGACACUGCCAGUUUAUAUACGCCAUCUUCUUACCGACCCUGUACAAGAGAACAACAUGGUUUCCAAACUCAAUAGUGGAGUAAUUAUUUUACCAGAAAGUUCUGGACUCGCUUUCAGUGAUGAUAGCUACACCACUGGAGUGCCAGAGACAACAGGCAUUAAUGCUACUAUUAAAUUGAUACAAAUAAUCAACUCCAAAAAAGCCAUACAUAGUAAUCCUGGCUUUAAGUGCGAAAUAGUGAGGGGCAAUGAAAUGGGUAUUUUUGAUGUCACCAUUGAGGAUCAUGGUUGUGGCAUUAAACUAAUCAAGCAUUUGGACUACGAAAACAAGACCUCACACACACUACAUUUGCGUUUGGUGUCCCAUAAGUAUUUAGUGAAUCAGCAAAAGGAUAUGACCACAGUUAAAAUAAUUGUGCAGGACGAAAAUGAUAACGCGCCCGAAUUUAUAUUCAAUCGUUUAAAUGGUCGGAAGGACACAUUCUAUUCUGUGGUCUCUCCGGAUGUAGACAUAAAUACACCAAUUAUGCAGGUGCGUGCUACCGAUCGAGAUUCUGGUAAAUUCGGUAUGGUCCGCUAUAAGAUAUACGAUGAGGAAAACAAUAGUGUGAGAGAUGAGAACUUGCCCACAACUUACUUUACCAUGCACGAAGAAACAGGCAUUCUUCGUACCGCAAAACUGUUCCGUGAUGAAGCGAACUUUCCUAUGGUGUUCUAUGUAGAGGCACGCGAUAACGAUGGUCAGGAGCUUGGUUCACACCGCACACGUGCACGCAUUGUCAUUAAUCAAAUCACAGAUCAGAAUCGCAUGUCUUUAGUGUUUUCGGAUGCAUCACCCAACCAAAUUAAGAACCACUUCACUGCUAUAGAAGAGCUAUUGAUGGAGAAAACGAAUGGACUUAUGGGUGGUAUUGAGCGCUUCAGCAAUCGCAAAUUUUUAAAUGCGAAUGGCACUGUUGUUGAGAAUCCUGCUGCAACUGAUGUCUGGUUUUAUUUGAUUGAUCCCAAAUCGGAACUGAUAGUUAAACGUAACGAUACAGUGGUACAAGAGACUCUGUUAGAACCAGCCGCACGUUCGAAACUGAAUUUUGAAGCUUCGGGCAUAGCUCGUGCCACGGCUGAGGGAAUUUUCGCACCAAUCGAAAUAAAACAACAAGUCCAUAAGAUCAAAUCACCGAUUGCAAUUAAUGAUGAAGUCUUCCCUUAUACGCUUAUUGCUGUGUCCAUAAUUAUAUUGAUUUUGGGUAUCAUUGGCAUAAUAUACAUAUGUAUAUCUUGGUCAAAGUAUAAAAACUUCAAGCAACGUAUGCGCCAAUACUCAGCACCUAGUCCGACACGCUAUGAUCCUGUCAUUGUUAAUUCGCAGGCAUCGAAUGCAGGCGACACCAUAGCCAACCUUAAGGAAUACGAAACUCAAGUGUUAGCUAUGGCUGUUCCACCAGAUGGUGAUGACGAUCUACAACUCGAUUUCAGUGCCAAAAACCAUGCCUUUUCAUUAGACAAUGUAAGCUACAUAACGCAUAAGGAACAAAAUGGUGGCGGCCAAGCCAGCCCCUCCCACUCUGAAGCAACAACAGCUACAAUUGCAACCUUACGUCGCAAUAACAACAACAACCUAAACAAUCUGUCCAACAACAACAACCAUACCAUGAAUAAUCGUCAGAACACAUUCAAUCGCACUUUGGAAAUGAAUGCUCGGAAUAAUGCCAACCCAUUGGCUGCCGCUGCUAAUGGCACACUGCCAGGUACACUGACGCUGGGACGGAUAAAACACCAGAACAGCAAUCAUUAUCAAAAUGGUGGCUAUAAGUUGGACUCUGUGAGCCGAAAUAAUUUAGCCAAUAUACAAAAUAAUGCCUACAGUACGCUGGGUAGGCGUGGCAACCUCUAUAGUAAUACGAAUAGUCAUGAUAAUAAUCAACAUAAUCAUCAUCAGCACAGAGGCACAUUUGCGGAUGUGCCAAUCACAAAUCCACUUUUUCAAAGGUCAAAUGGGGACUUGAGCCACAUCAGUUCCACAAAUGAGAAUGUGACAUUUGGCAAGAGAGAUUACGGUCAAAUGGGCUUUUCCUACUUAAACGAUUUGGAUCGUUCUGAAGUGGAGACUACCACAGAACUUUAAAUGCCAAAACCAAAGACCGUAUACGGGCUUUGCCAAAACGACCAAAUGAAAAACUUAACGAAACUUUUGAACGAAAGCGCACUGCAAAUCAAACGAAAUCGAAAGUUAACCAUGAAAUGCUUUUCUUGGUCUAGAAUAAUAAAACCUUUAGUUGCCAAUUUGUAAAAAAAUUGUUAUUUAAUUUAAAUAUACAAUAGAUAUUAAUUAAAAGUAAAUUAAUUUUGUGUAAAUAUCUUAUGAAUUUUAUGGUUUCCAAUAAGCAGCUAUCAAGCGUUUAAU